AUGCUUGAUGUCAACGAUUUCAUUGUGGAGCGUGGAGGAAACCCCGAUCGCAUCCGAGAGUCGCAACGUCGCCGGUUCGCAGACGAGGGAAUAGUCGAUCAAGUAAUCGCUUUAUUCGAGGACCACCGAAAGACUCAAUACAGCGCUUCGCAGAUUAGCAGCAAGAUCAAUGAGGUGCAGAAGCUGAUCGGAGCCAAGAAGAAGGCCAAAGAAGACGCGAACGACCUGCUGCAACAGAAGGUCGAGCUUGAGAAAGAGAAGAAGCUUACUGUCGAAUCUGCAACGCAGAAAGAAAAGAUCCUCCGGGCGAAAAUCAAGAGCGUCGGAAACAUCGUCGACGACAGCGUACCUGUCAGCAACAACGAGGACGACAAUGCCGUGCAACGUACGUGGGCGCCAGAAGGUGUUGCCGUGGAAAAACGCAACGUGCUCUCCCAUCAUGAAGUUCUCCUUCGCCUUGAUGGCUACGAUCCAGACCGUGGUGUCAAGGUCGUUGGCCACCGCGGUUACUUCUUACGACAGUGGGGCGUGUUCCUGAACCAAGCGCUCAUCAACUAUGGACUCGAGUUCCUCUCUCAGCGCGAAUACUGCCCUCUGCAGGCCCCUCAGUUUAUGUUGAGGGACUACAUGGCCAAGACUGCUCAGCUGGAUGACUUCGAUGAGCAGCUCUACAAAGUUGUCGAUGGAGACGAGGCAAACGACAAGUAUCUCAUCGCCACAUCUGAACAGCCGAUUUCAGCUUUCCACGCCGAUGAAUGGCUCAUUGCUAAAGAUUUGCCUAUCAAAUAUGCCGGUUACAGUACCUGCUACAGGCGUGAGGCUGGGUCUCAUGGACGAGAUGCAUGGGGCAUCUAUCGUGUCCAUCAAUUUGAGAAGGUUGAACAAUUUGUCCUUACCGACCCUGAAAAGUCCUGGGAAGCUUUCGAGGAAAUGAUUAGUGUUUCCGAAGACUUCUACCAGUCCCUGGGGCUUCCAUACCAGGUCAUCGCCAUCGUUUCCGGUGCGCUGAAUAAUGCGGCUGCCAAAAAAUUCGAUCUUGAAGCUUGGUUUCCCCAUCAAGGAGAAUACAAGGAACUGGUCUCGUGCUCAAACUGCACUGAUUACCAGUCGCGCGCUCUAGAUAUCCGUUUUGGUGCCAAGACUCAGACAGACACGAAGAAGAAAUAUGUUCACUGCUUGAACUCGACGCUGUGCGCCACUACGCGAACUCUAUGCUGUGUUCUGGAGAACUACCAAACUGAAGAAGGUCUUCGCGUCCCCGAACCGCUUCGAAAAUAUCUCCCUGGUGCACCAGAAUUCAUCCCAUUCGCGCCAGACCAGCCAAGGCUUCCUGUUGUUUUUUGGAAUCGAUUCACUGUGCGCGCGAGGCUGAAGCUGAAGCGACUCAACGGACAUCAUGGCCCAACGCAAGACAGGAAUCGGGAGGACCUGGAAUUGAGGGAACAGCUUGGGAAGUUUGCACACGAAGAUCAAAUGCCAUCCUGGCUACGACAUUAUCUCUUGUCUCACGACGACAACAGCAAAGACGGAGUGAUACGUAUGCUGCACGAUAUUUUGAAUGGCGAUAGUCAAACGAUAUCGGCCUACUUGGCUCACCCUGCCGUUAAUCGUAUCACAAAGCUGCGACAUGAAGGCAGUUUCUGCGGAUAUCGUAACAUCCAAAUGCUUAUUUCUUACCUCAUAUUAGCCACGGAAACCGGCCCACGCGCUUUCCCUGGUGGUGUGCCAAACAUCUUUCAACUGCAGGAUCAAAUAGAGGACGCUUGGGAUAACGGCUGCAACUCGAGAGGUCGGAACGAGACAGGCGGCAUCAAAGGCACAAGGAAGUUUAUCGGGACACAAGAGGCUCAAGCACUCUUUUUCAAUAUGAAAAUCAAAUGUAGCGCUCGCAGAUUUCAAGAUUCGAAAGAACGUUCAGCACUGGACCAAGUUCUAGACGACAUCAUAUCAUAUUUCCAACGGCCUCUCCCGAGUCUGGAGGUCGGCAGCAUCAAGGUCCGGAGCACCAUGCUACCUCCAAUAUAUUUCCAGCGCCCAGGCCAUUCAUUCACCGUCAUUGGUCUCGAGAAGACAGUGCACAACGAAUGGCAUUUACUAGUCUUCAACCCUGGAAAUCGCUACAGGGAUACCACGCACCAUUUUCCUUCCGUUUCACCAAGACGGAAGCAAGAUACUCUCGAACCCUACCGCCUACGGCCUGAAAGCCUGCGGAAAUAUAGUGAAUUUGAAUUACUUUAUCUCACUUGA
This is a messenger RNA of Akanthomyces muscarius, 2247 nucleotides long. RefSeq lists its product as uncharacterized. The transcript has 15 exons. Gene Ontology annotation, cellular component: cytosol. The coding region runs from base 1 to 2247 and encodes 748 amino acids. Gene Ontology annotation, biological process: seryl-tRNA aminoacylation. Lineage: Eukaryota; Fungi; Ascomycota; Sordariomycetes; Hypocreales; Cordycipitaceae. The record is from RefSeq and is a predicted model, not a curated record. Gene Ontology annotation, molecular function: tRNA binding; ATP binding; serine-tRNA ligase activity.